Messenger RNA from Paraphaeosphaeria sporulosa, 1944 nucleotides. Its product is annotated as phosphoglycerate mutase-like protein. The transcript is spliced from 4 exons. Gene Ontology annotation, molecular function: phosphatase activity. Lineage: Eukaryota; Fungi; Ascomycota; Dothideomycetes; Pleosporales; Didymosphaeriaceae. The record is from RefSeq and is a predicted model, not a curated record. Bases 169 to 1824 code for a protein of 551 amino acids.
CGGGCGCCGCCGCCACCUGGACAGCUCUGAAACGCGGUUGCGAGCACAUCUGUGAUUUGACGAUAGGCUCGCCUUCUUUGUCGCUCCUUCACUUCACUUUGCGUUUCGCCAAUCCCACAACGAUACUAACCCCUCCACUCCAUCCUCCACCGCAUCCCCCUCGCGAACAUGGGCAAACCGCGGAUGAUCAUCCUGGUGCGCCAUGCACAGUCGGAAGGAAACAAGAACCGCGACAUCCACCAGUUCAUCCCCGACCACCGCGUGAAGCUCACGCAGCUGGGCUGGAGCCAGGCCGAAGAGGCAGGCCGGCAGCUUCGCUCUCUCCUCAAACCAGACGACACAAUCCAGUUCUUCACCUCCCCAUACCGACGUACACGAGAGACCACCGAGGGCAUCCUGCGAACACUCACCUCCGACGAGCCCUCGCCUUCGCCCUUCCCACGCAACAAGAUCACCGUCUUUGAGGAGCCGCGUCUUCGCGAGCAGGACUUUGGCAACUUCCAGCCAUGUUCGGCCGAGAUGGAGCGCAUGUGGCAGGAGCGAGCCGACUACGGCCACUUCUUCUACCGCAUUCCCAAUGGAGAAAGCGCGGCCGACGCCUACGACCGUGUGAGCGGCUUCAAUGAGAGCAUGUGGCGACAGUUCAGCGAGCCUGACUUCCCGAGCGUGUGCGUGCUGGUCACCCACGGUUUGAUGACGAGAGUCUUUCUGAUGAAGUGGUACCACUGGUCUGUCGAAUACUUUGAGGAUCUGCGCAACGUCAACCACUGCGAGUUUAUCGUCAUGAAGCAGAGCCCCACCAAUGGCAAAUUCAUCCUGGAGAACGAGCUCCGAACAUGGUCCGACCUUAAGAAGCGUGCGGCCGCUGGAGACAAGGACAAGGGAACCAGUGCCACACCCACUUCGUCCAGACCAACUCCCUUGACAGGAACGUCGGGAAACGCGACGUCCUCCCCAGUGGUUCCCAUCCGCCGCUGGGGAGGCUGCGCGAACGGCUGUAACCACGACAAGAUGAGCUGGCCGAAGCGAGUAAUGCGCAAGAACACCGCCGAGUUCCUGGGCAACCAGCCCGUGGCACCCCUUGCCCACGUUGCUCACGUCGACGGCGAAAAGGAUGACAAUCCCAUUGCUUCCCAGGAGGGCGACCACACCCCAGCCAUCAAGGAGCCCACGCCCCAGAAGCCCACGCGCAAGGCUAGCACAAAGGCCGCUCCGGGCCCGUCCUUGCCGUUGACCCCGGCAUCGCCCAACGACGCAUCUGACGACGGGUCCAGCGAGGAUGAGCAAGUCAUGAGCAGCGAGCAGGAAGACUCUGGUCCUGUUGCACCACGCAGACACCAUGCUGCGCCGAGGACCGGUGCGAUCCUGCGUCAUUUGCAACCGCCCAGUGUUGGUGAAGGCUUCUCGGACGAUUCGGACUACUUCCCUGGCAUGCAACACCUCCACGUCCAUCACAACGCUGCGCGACGCGCGCAAAGGGAAAAGAGCAAGGAGCGCAAAGCCGCUCGCAAGCAAGAGAAGGCUUGGAUGCAGGAAUCUGGUAUGUACUCCGGAGCGCGCGCUGAUGGGCUGGGCGAUGGUGACGAACUCAGCGAUGUCGGCUCGGCCUCCUACGUGAAGAUCGUGUCCCCGACCACGAUGGAAGGCGGAGAGAACAUGCCGAUUCUCAAGGAAGCACUCAAGGGCGACAUGCCCGUGGAUAAAAGCGCAGAGGAGGAGAAUCGAGCGGAAGACGACAAAGAAGUCGCCGAGAAGAAGAUCCACGAAGAAGAUGUCGAGAAGUUGAAAGAGGCUGACAGGAAGACCCUGAGCGAGGUGUACUAGCCGUGAUAUGCUGUACAAACUGCCUUUAAUGACUAUACGGGUGUAAUGUUAACGAAACAGAAACAAUCUAUCCGCAGGAAUUAGAUAGAGUAUAUGCAGCAUUUCAAAGUAUAAAGUGGG